Messenger RNA from Blepharisma stoltei, 1014 nucleotides. Lineage: Eukaryota; Ciliophora; Heterotrichea; Heterotrichida; Blepharismidae. The record is from the annotation of a GenBank genome assembly.
AUGAUGGCGAAGAAAUGUUUCGAGCCAGGGUGCACGAAUGAGGUUGAGCACGCAUGCUUUUGCUCUUCUCCUGAGACUUUAUCUUGUGAAGUUCAUGCUGUGGAGCAUUUAAAAUUGCCUAAUAGAGCUCACAAUCUUGAGUCAAUUUUUAUGCAGCCUUGCGAUGGGAAUAUAGAGCCAGCAAACGUUAAGGAUUCGAUUUCUUUGAUAAGAAAUGAGGACAGUAAGAGUUUAAAAGGGACUGAAGAAGAAAAAAAGCCAAUAAAAAAAGCCCCAGAGCAUGAGGCGAGCUUGCUUAAUUCUCAAAUAAGCAUUGAUUCUAAUGAUCUCAACAGUAAACCCAAGGAUGCAGAAAGCGCUUUAAACCUUAUAGAUACCUUAAGAAAUAAAGCAGCUGAGAUUUUGAGCAGGCCAAACAAUCCAGAAUUAGAGAUAGAUUUCAGAGCAACUUGCUCGGCAAUUCAGAGCAAUUCUAGUUUUUAUGAUCCAUCACUAAUGCAAGCCUACCAAGAUUAUCUUAAUGCUUAUCAACAAAAGACAUCUCUUUAUAGCAUUACACAAGAUGAUAAUGAAUACGACAUUACUUAUUUAGUAAUUUAUAGUACUGAAUCUGAAAUCGAAAAAGAACUCAAAACCUUGCAGACUCCGGAACCACUAGACUUAAGGACUUGCAUAACUCAACUUCCAAAUGGCAAGCUAUUCUGCUUUGGUAAUUAUAAAGAUUCUGGAAUUGCAGUGCAAAUUGAUGUGAAUGGUGAGUCGAAGUUCUGCCAUCUGGAAACAUAAAAAUCGCCUAUUUUUUUACCAAUUUAGUAAUCUCUCUUACUUUAAAUAUCCUCUAAAAUGUCUCCACUAUCAUUUAAAUUCCCGACUCAGUAUAAACUCAAUCUAGCACUUAUUAAAAGAAAUUAGUAAAAAAUAGUACCCAUUCUGGAGCUCCUUGCCAUGACUCAUCAUGCAUCUAUUUCAACAAUAGCGUCUAUUGCUUUGGAGGAUAUAAUGACAAAUAUUUAA